This is a messenger RNA of Spirodela intermedia, 2898 nucleotides long. NCBI's taxonomy places the organism in Eukaryota, Viridiplantae, Streptophyta, Magnoliopsida, Alismatales, Araceae. The record is from the annotation of a GenBank genome assembly.
AUGGCAAUGUCCAGUCCUACGGAGACCUCUGUGGAAGUGGACGCAGAAGAUCGAAACAAGACGGUAAAAUCUUCUACCCCUCACGUCGCCGCAAAUCAUCUGAUCCGCUCGACAUGGUUUUGGUUCUUGGAACUUCUAUUAAUGGUAUCUUCUGCAUGUGCCAGUCCGGUGGCGACCAAGAUGGGGCGACCGUCUCUCUGGACUCCUCCGGAAGACCCUUGGGGAAAUCUGAAGACCAGAAGGUUCUUCCGGCGGCUCUAUCUCUGAAACAUAUCAAGCUCUUGUUGGUGUAUGGCUGACCUGCUCUUUGAUCUCAUUCUGGCUCAGACAGUCCGUCGGCUUGCUCAGAAUCGUGAGGCUGCAAGGAAGAGCCGUCUAAGGAAGAAAGUAAGUAACGCCGAUAGAUUUUCGCGCGGCCUUUUUGAGUUUGAUUAGUGAUGGAAAGUAAGCGAACUGUGUUUAUCAGAUUCUCAUUAUCAAACUAAUUUUUCUUGGAAGUGAGCAAAAUUUGGUGGGACACGAAGAUGACGCUCUAACCCGAUUUCACUCACUUGGACGUACGUUGAGAUGGACUGAUAUAGACGGGGACAGAUUUUUCUUGUCUUCUCUGAUUUUGCCGCCCCCCCCCCCCCCCGAAAAAGGAUCACAUGAUUUUGAAUAUACCCCUCGGUUUUGCGCUUCGCUCUAUAGGUACCCACAGACUGUGCCUGUUGAUGAACUUUUGCUUCGUAAGUCCUCUUCUGUACCUGUUGAGAUUACUGGUUAACAUUUGACUCAAUUAGAGAGAACAAUUAACUCUCAGACCGGUUCUCCCGAUGGUCAGCGCCGUACUCUCUCUCUCUCUCUCUCUCUCUCUCUCUCUCUCUCUCUCUCUCUCUCUCUCUCUCUCUCUCUCUCUCUCUCUCUCUCUCUCCUGUCUCCUAAACUCUCAAAUAGAGCUCGACUUCCGCAUACCAAGAAGAGCCAUUUCUUCUUUCAACAAUGGAGUAAUGGAAUUAUGCAAAAUUAGUCUGUUAUUUCGUGGGUAUUCCUCCUAGUUGAUGGGCAACUACAAAGGAAACUCAAGACCAGGAGUGAUGCAGGACGAGAGGUGCUGCUAACACCCCAUGAAGUUCUUCGAGCUGAAGUUUUCUUACGAACCAUGUGGUCUAUUUACCUAUACCGAUGAGAGUUAUUACCAUCUUUGAUGAGAUUUUGGAAAGGCUCUUCGUCUUUCAAGGGUGUGCACAUCAAGAACCUUUGGUUGAAUUCAAGGGUAACAUGGAACUACGAAAGAGGAAAUAGAGAUUUUUUGUGAUGCUUAUAUUUUGUUAGUGGCAUUGAAUUACCAUGGAGCAAUAGAAAGCGAAAUCGCUUGUCAUGGGUCUCCAUCCUUUUCUGCCCUCUGUUAUUAGCAAUGAAGUGGUAGCAACUGAGCGGCAGCGAUGAACUAUGUUAGCAAUUUAUGGAAGGUUGAAUUGAGUAAGGCGAGGGUUUGGAAAGCAGAAGGAUCACUGUUUUAACUUCAAUAAUAGUCUGAUUUAUUACUUAGAAUGAGAAGCAGUUAUCUUCAAACGUCUGUGAUAAGGAGCGGCUGUGUAGCAUAUGCAACCCGUUAACCGCUAACUUGUCAUUUUCAUGUUUUUACUGUUUGCUACGUUCUCCGUAAUGUUUCCUUUGUCCAUCCUCAGUAGCUGAUGUGGAAGCUGUUCUCCGGUUAUGUACGUUGCUCCAUUUGACGAGUAUAUUCGUUAUUUUGGGGUAGGCUUAUGUUCAACAGCUGGAGAGUAGUCGUUUAAAGCUGCUGCAGCUUGAGCAGGAACUUCAACGAGCACGGCAGCAGGUGAGCCCGUUCUCUUUUGUGAACGUCUGACGAGAAAACUUUGAAGCGAAGAAUUACUGGUUUUUUGUUUGUUGUAUAUGUCAAAUGUUGGUAGGGCGUUUUUGUUGCAAACGGUUGCUUGGGAGAACAAGGUCAUUCACUUGGUGGAAGUGGUAUGUGAUCGUGUUCAUUGUUUUUUAAGUUGCUUUUUCUUCUCGUUCAAAUUAUGUUCGUUAUGGUCUUGUUCCAACCCUUUCAGGCUCCUUAACGUUCGAUAUGGAAUACUCGAGGUGGCUCUACGAGCACCAGCGGCAGAUUGGUGACCUUCGGAUCGCGGUGAAUUCUCAUGUGAGCGACAACGAGCUUAGCCUCCUAGUCGAUGCAGUCAUGGCGCACUAUGACGAGGUCUUCAAGCUCAAGAGUAUCGGAGCCAAAUCCAAUAUAUUCCACAUGCUCUCAGGAAUGUGGACGACUCCAGCCGAGAGGUGCUUCAUGUGGCUGGGAGGCUUCCGGUCAUCGGAACUCCUCAAGGUUCGACCAGAUUCCCCGUACUAUCUUCAUUCUUCUUCACUUUCUUGGAUUCAUCUGGAGGACGAUGGUCGUUCCAGAUACUGGCGAGUCAGGUGGAGCCCUUGACGGAUCAGCAGCUGAUGGGGCUGUGUAGUCUCCAGCAGUCCUCCCAGCAGGCCGAGGAUGCUCUCUCGCAGGGAAUGGAGGCUCUUCAGCAGUCUCUUGCGGAGACGCUUGCUUCAGGAUCGCUUUGCCCGGCUCCCGGAUCUGAUAACGUUGCCAGUUACAUGGGUCAGAUGGCGCUCGCCAUGGGCAAGCUUGGAACCCUGGAGAACUUCCUCCGCCAGGUAUACCGAGGAACCAAACUUUCCGGCCACGCUUCUAACCAAGGCGUAAACCCUAAAAUCAUCUUGUGUUUCCUGUUUUUUAUGCUCUUGAAGGCUGAUUUACUGCGGCAGCAGACCCUGCACCAGAUGCAGAGGAUACUGACGACGCGGCAGGCGGCCCGCGCUCUGCUGGCGAUCAACGAUUACUUCUCGCGCCUCCGCGCACUCAGCUCGCUGUGGCUGGCUCGCCCAAGGGAGUAA